Molecule: messenger RNA, 1677 nt
Organism: Prinia subflava (tawny-flanked prinia)
Lineage: Eukaryota; Metazoa; Chordata; Aves; Passeriformes; Cisticolidae
Gene: CHRNA10
Product: cholinergic receptor nicotinic alpha 10 subunit
Exons: 5
Coding region: 35-1414 (459 amino acids)
Biological process (GO): chemical synaptic transmission; signal transduction; monoatomic ion transmembrane transport
Cellular component (GO): postsynaptic membrane; plasma membrane; neuron projection
Molecular function (GO): transmembrane signaling receptor activity; acetylcholine-gated monoatomic cation-selective channel activity
Source: RefSeq, a predicted model, not a curated record
CCCGGCCCCCCCGUGUCCCCGGACCUGCGGCGGGAUGGAGCCCGGAGCUCGCCUGUGCCUCGCCCUCUGCCUCGCCGGCGUCCUCCCGGCCCCGGGCUGCCGGGGGGCGCAGGGCAGGUUAGCCUACAAACUGCUCCACGACCUCUUCGCCAACUACUCCAGCGCCCUGCGCCCCGUGGAGGACACGGACCGGGCGCUCAACGUCACCCUCCGGGUCACCUUGUCCCAGAUCAUCGACAUGGACGAGAGGAACCAGGUGCUCACCUCCUACCUGUGGGUCCGCCAGACCUGGCUGGACGCCCACCUCACCUGGGACAAGGACGAGUACGGCGGCAUCGACAGCAUCCGCAUCCCCAGCAGCUACGUCUGGCGGCCCGACAUCACCCUCUACAACAACGCCGACGAGCACUUCGGCGGCUCCAUGGAGACCAACGUGGUGCUGCGCUCCGACGGGCACAUCAUGUGGGACUCGCCCGCCAUCACCAAGAGCUCCUGCAAGGUGGACGUGUCCUACUUCCCCUUCGACGGGCAGCGCUGCCGCCUCACCUUCGGCUCCUGGACCUACAACGGGAACCAGAUCGACCUCCGCAACCAGCUGGACUCCGGGGACCUGACGGACUUCGUGGAGAACGUGGAGUGGGAGGUGCUGGGCAUGCCGGCCACCAGGAACGUCAUCACCUACGGCUGCUGCUCCGAGCCCUACCCCGACGUCACCUACACCCUGCUCCUGCGCCGCCGCGCCUCCUUCUACAUCUUCAACCUGCUCCUGCCCUGCAUCAUGGUCUCCUUCCUGGCGCCCCUGGGCUUCUACCUGCCGGCCGACUCGGGGGAGAAGGUGUCGCUGGGGGUGACGGUGCUGCUGGCCCUCACCGUGUUCCAGCUGCUGGUGGCCGAGAGCAUGCCCCCCUCGGAGAGCGUGCCGCUCAUCGGGAAGUACUACAUCGCCACCAUGACCAUGAUCACGGCGUCCACCGCGCUCACCAUCUUCAUCAUGAACGUGCACCACUGCGGGCCGGGGGCGCGGCCCGUGCCCCCCUGGGCUCGCCGCCUCAUCCUGCACCACAUGGCGCGGCUCUGCUGCGUCUACGAGGUGGGCGAGAGCUGCAAGAGCCCCCAGCGGGCUCUGGGCGGGCGGGCAGGGGUGGGGGACGCCGGGGGACCGGGGGAAAGCCCCGGGGAAGGGCGGGUGGGCACGGAGGCGCGGGGCUGCCCCUGGGACCACUGCCUGUGCCACCACGACGCCCUGCUGAGCAACGUGGGCUACAUCGCCGGCUGCUUCCGGCGCCACCGCGCCAACCAGCGCCGCACCGGCGAGUGGAAGAAGGUGGCCAAGGUGAUGGACCGCUUCUUCAUGUGGGUCUUCUUCCUCAUGGUCUUCCUCAUGAGCGUGCUGGUCCUGGGCAACGCUGCCUGACGGCUCUGCAGACCCAGCACGGCGACCCCCAGGGACGGCGUUGGCUGCGGUGCCCGGCGAGGGUGGCACAAACGGCCCCGGUCCCCCCGGAGCUGCAGGGCGGGAGCUGCACCAUCGCUGGGGAGGAGGUGCCCGACAGGGAGACCCCCCAGCUGCGGGGCCGAGGGGUCCCAGCCCCCGUCCGGCUGCACCAGAGCGGGCACCCACGGCCCCCUGAGCAUCCUGCACCCGAGAAACCCAGGAAACUGGAAAUAAACCAGUUA